GGUUCUGACCAGUCAGUCGCCUUUGAUUAUCAGUUGCCAGCAGCCCCUCUCUUGGCUCCUUGACACGAGCACCAUAUAAGGCGCAGCGAUCUCCAUAGAAACGUGUCAGUUUCAAUAGUAGUGUCAAAGUUCACUAUAUACAGACAUUCGCGCAGAUCUCCGUUUCGGAAACAUUGCUCCGCUGGUACUCCGUUAAAGCGCAUUCUUUUUGGGGGGGGUCUCGGUUUCUUACAUAUUCCAUCAGGUUUUUUUUUUCUUUUCUUUUUUCUUCUUCUUCUUUUCCUUGCUCUGUUCUUACUGGAGAGGUGAAACUACAUGGGCACUCCGACGACGUUGUUGUUGUUUUUUCUGCUGGACCAGAUGAGCUUUAUUCAUGAACAUAGAUAGAGAAAUCCGUUCUUCAGUGUUUCCUCCUCUUCAACCGCGAAGACGGAGAGAAGAGCAAGGAAGAAAAAAAGAAGGGAAUUUAUUUUGCACAGCACCUUGGAUCUCCGCUGCUCCAGAAAGCUAUUCUUUUUGCUUCAGCAUCAAUGUGAAGAAUUUUCAUUGCGACAUUUUUUAAGAAAACUGGUUUCUUUUCAUACCGUCUGGGAUCGCUUUCUCGAUACGCGAUUGGGUUCCCGAAUGGCUGACUGCAAUUUACCUUGGAACUGGCCUCCUGACAAUUGCAUAUCCUGAUCGGGUGCCUUUCUAUCGACUCCAGUAUUUUGAAUGUAUUGACCAUUUUCUGCUCCUACUUUUUUUCUAUGAGAUUGAGUGCUCCGAUUUGACUUCGCGCUGCCGUUCGUCCAAGGCUUCCCUUUAUCCCUGCUCCGAUAUCCGAGCGACCAGUUCGCUUGAAAGCACUUUUCGGGCCCGAGAUAUGGCAAUGGUAGUUAGCGUCUGGCGAGAUCCGCAGGAAGACGUGGCCGGAGGACCUCCGAGCGGCCCCAAUCCAGCAGCUCAGCCGGCGAGGGAGCAACAGCAGGCGGCGUCAGCAGCACCACACACUCCGCAAACCCCCAGUCAGCCAGGACCCCCGUCCACACCGGGCACGGCUGGCGACAAGGGUAGUCAAAAUUCUGGACAGAGCCAGCAGCAUAUAGAAUGUGUUGUUUGCGGAGACAAAUCGAGCGGCAAGCACUAUGGUCAAUUCACCUGCGAGGGAUGCAAAAGUUUCUUCAAGAGGAGUGUCCGAAGGAACUUAACAUAUACAUGUCGUGCCAACAGGAACUGUCCUAUUGACCAGCAUCAUCGUAAUCAGUGCCAAUAUUGUCGGCUAAAGAAGUGCUUAAAAGUGGGCAUGCGGCGGGAAGCGGUUCAGCGAGGAAGAAUGCCUCCAACACAACCGAACCCGGGCCAGUAUGCGCUAACGAACGGGGAUCCUCUGAACGGGCAUUGUUAUCUCUCCGGAUACAUCUCGUUACUGCUUCGGGCCGAGCCUUAUCCUACGUCUCGCUAUGGCAGCCAGUGCAUGCAGCCCAAUAAUAUUAUGGGGAUCGAGAACAUCUGUGAGCUUGCAGCUCGCCUGCUCUUCAGUGCUGUGGAAUGGGCGAGGAACAUCCCUUUCUUUCCCGACCUGCAGAUCACCGACCAGGUGUCCCUUCUCAGACUGACAUGGAGCGAGUUGUUUGUGCUAAACGCGGCGCAGUGCUCCAUGCCCCUGCAUGUGGCCCCGCUGCUCGCCGCUGCCGGCCUGCACGCUUCGCCGAUGUCGGCCGACCGCGUUGUGGCCUUCAUGGAUCACAUUCGUAUCUUCCAGGAGCAGGUGGAGAAGCUCAAAGCUCUGCACGUCGAUUCCGCAGAAUACAGCUGCAUCAAGGCAAUAGUGCUUUUCACAUCAGACGCUUGCGGCCUGUCGGAUGCCGCGCACAUCGAGAGCCUGCAAGAGAAGUCUCAGUGCGCCCUGGAGGAGUACGUGAGGAGCCAGUACCCGAACCAGCCCAGUCGCUUUGGCAAGCUUUUACUGCGGCUGCCUUCUCUCCGCACUGUCUCUUCCUCAGUAAUUGAACAGCUGUUCUUCGUUCGCUUGGUAGGUAAAACUCCCAUUGAAACCCUCAUCAGGGAUAUGUUAUUAUCCGGGAGCAGCUUCAACUGGCCCUACAUGUCCAUUCAAUGAUCCGAAUGAGCGAAUGAAACAAAAAGACUAAAGGACCACAAUUCUGCAACCCCUUUCAAGAAGACUAUAUAUAGGACCUAAUUUCUGACCACUUAGGAAGACACUGUUGUUUUUUUUUUUUUUUUUUUUUUUUGUCUUCUGGGACCGAAAUGGAAUAUGUAAUGUACAAAGAUUAAAGGACUGGACUUGCUCCCGUGUAAAUCCAUCGUCGUCAUCAAGAACACUCUUCAUUUUGUAAAAUACUAGUCUUUAUUUUCUUUUUUCUUUUUUUUUUUCUUUGUAAAGAACAAAAUACGUACAAAUAAAAUGAAUUACAUCAUAUGCGCAGUAAAUGAGCAAGACUUAGCGGGAAAGUAAUGUUUCCAAGCAAUUAUAAGAAAUGUCCUGUGUCUAUGUAUCUCUGUUUUGUAUUUUUUCUGGUUCUAAACCAGUUUUUCUGUGAUUCUAUACUAAUGAUUUUUGAUAUAACCUUUUGCUUCUUAUAAUGAGUGCGAUAUUUGUUGUUGAAGCUAUGUUCUCCAAGAAUUAAAAUUGAAGUGAGAAUUUAAAAAUAAAGAAAAACGUUAGUCAAAUAAGACAGUCUAAUCGCAAUGACAAUAUACUGAUGGUUGAACCUCCCCCCACUUGAUGCUAUGGACAUGCAACUUCGGCAAAACUGACCUCAUGGACAUUUUAAGGAGAGGACACCGGUGAAACUUUUUUUUCUUGGUCGUGUGUGUGUGUGUGUGUGAGAGAGAGAGAGAGAGUGUGUGAGUGUGCGCGAGAGUGUGUGUUGAGUCAAUCAUCAUCCAGAGUUAAAAGACAUGAAAAUCAAAAGCACUUUUAAUAUAUCAUUUUCAAAUACAUUUUGUUUGUUUCGUCUUGAUAUUUUCGCUAUUUCUUUUAUAUUAUUAUUAUUGGAUGUUGCCUUUCAUUUUUGCUCAAUCCAUGAUAUGCCUGUGCUGAAGGGUCGCGUGAUAAAGUUGUGUGAUGGUGACUAUACUAUUAAAAAGGAAAUAGGCAACACUGUCUCGCUCUCAGCAAAUUCAAUGUUGUUCAUGCUAUUGCUAUAUAAGCCAUUCUGAUGGAGGGUCUUUGGGGUGUGCUUUACAUGGAUGCAGUGGUGCAAAAGGAAAUACUUUAUUUCUGUUUGGUAAGGAAGGACAACGAAAAAACAUAGGUUUGUUUCAUUAAAACGUUUUGUUGUUGACAUGUAUGUUGACAUUACAUUUCAAACCCGCCGAGAACUUUCCGGUGAUCCAUCAAGGGAAUUUCUGAAAUACUGUAAAACCUUAGAAUACCACAGAUGUUACAAAUGCAAGCAUUUGAUUACAUUUAAGCGGCAUAUUUAUUCUCUGUGCUCUCUUUGGUGAGCAUGUGCGUUUUCUAUAUUAUCUGGAGGCACCGCAUCGUGCGCAGAAUAAGAUUUCUGUGACGUUGCUGCCGACUGGUUCAAAGAUCUAUGCCUGUUUCAGCGCAUUAAUGUUUAAUAUUUUUCCCAGGCUGAACUGAAAUACUUGCUCACAGUCGAGGGAAAGAUGAACAGAAAUACCAGCCCUCUAAUAAGGCAAUGAAGUUUUCUUCCUCACCACAGUGUUGAGAAGCAAAGAUGAGAGAAAAAGAAAACAAAUUCAUCUAGACAAACAGACUAUUACUUUGAGGUGACAGUGAACGGAUCUGUGUUAGGACAGAUGUUUUCACUAGGAACGUAAUAGCAGUUAUAGCCCUUGUAUGAUCAAUCUAAGAUAUGUAUAAUGCCGCAUGUAAGCCGGUCGAUAGGAACACUAAAUGUGAUGCAUUGAACCGAGAUAGGGAGAAAUGCAUGUGCAGACUCAUAUGAUUGGCCAGAACCAUGAGAGGAAAGCACGCGAUUGUCCUUAAUACACACGUAAAUAUAUUUACGUUGUUGAGUUAUACCUACUGUCAAGAACUUCUGCUGACCCCAGUGUCACUGACAUUUUUAUCAAGUGCUGCUUUUUUUAUAUAUCCAAUCAUUAUGUUGGUUCUCGGUUUGUUUCCCAUAAAGAGAGCUUUACCUAAUAACAGAAAUAAAAUGCGGGUUUGAUUUAUCCCGUGCAGUAAUUAUGUGUGAAUUAGAUUGUUUUUCAGUAAACCUACCAGGUAAUACUGGCGUUGACAUAUGUUUCAUGCAAAUAAUCUUUUUGCUUGUAGCGCAGUUUUAAGCUGUCUGUGGUUCAGCAUAUAAGAUGGAGUCAAAGCGGGCUGCAAGAAACCACAUGGCCAAAAUAUUCCAUUCUCUUUUUAUUCGAAAUAUACAAAUGUACUAUUUACAUAUGCUCGCAAAGGCCGAUAAUGCUUAAUGCCUAUGAGCGUUAAUUUCACCAGCGUUUAUAGCCUGUUGAUUGCCUCUGCUGUUAUUUUACCCAUUACAAAAAUAAAUAAAUAAAUAAAUAAAUAAAAAUAAAAUAAAAUCGUCAGGAAAAAGUGUACUGCAAGCGAGACCAUAAAGGCCUAGUUCUUCUUUCUUAUUUUCUGACUGGUUACCUCAGAUGUUCAAAACAAUGGCUCUGUCUUGGUUAAAUAUGUUCAGAUUAGUCGCUAUAAGGAGAGAGGGAUGAAAUACACCGGGGGAAUUCUGCUGAUCUCAUGGAGGAAAAGUAGAGAGACUUUUCGUAUCAUAUUCAAUGCGUUGUCGAUUUUUAAAAUCAUAGUCAGUAGGCCUAAAAUUGCCCCUAAACAAUAACAAAGGCAAGUGUGCCCUUGUUUUUUAGUGAUAUAAUGCUUUGACUAAAGUGUUGACCAUCCCAUUGAGCAUAAACUUAAAACACUUUCAUGUUCACCAGUAAUGAGAUCAAAAUCCCUGAAGAUUUUUUCCCCCUCUAUUUCACGGGAAAUAGCCGAAUGAGAGGAACGCAUUCUAUUGAGAUUUACAUUUGUUGGACUUGAGGCUAUAUAAAGCAAUAGUUGCUAAGGACUUACUUCGUGCCAUGUGUUCCUAAUUAACAAAGCAAAAUGUAUCCAUAAAAGAACAUGAAUCAUAUGCAACAAGAAAAAAAAAAAAGAAAAAAAAAGAAAGAAAAAAAAAGCUAUUCUGUUCUCUGAGAUACAUGCAUAUGUCAGCCUGUGUUGUGUACUCAUGCGCGGAUGUUUGAAUUUAUCCUUUCUAUUUCGUACAUUUUAAAUACACUUGAUCUCUAAUUGAAUGCCAGUCGUUAACGUCGAUUUCUCACUUAGAUUUGAAGUAGGUUAGGGCGUUUGCAUGGUAGUUUUACCUCACGAAAAGCACUACCGAAGGCACAUUCAGUUUCCAGCAGAAAAUAAAUUGUCACUGUGCGCUUGGAAUGUAACUGCUGUUAGCUUAGUCACGCUUGACUGAGGUACGAGUGUUUAUCUGACAAGUUUAGGAUGUUCGGACAUAAUUUAUCGUUUUUCACGUUGUCUGCUUGGAGGUGAAGAACAGAGGCCUGAGCGUCUGGUUAAGACGUCUGCGUUUCUUCGAUCUGGAGCACUUUAGUCGUUACAGUGGUAUAUCCAAAGGAAGCUUAAUUUGUGUUGUUUCAUUUAAUAAGCAAAACACACAAGCAAGGAGUGAUAUCAUGUCAAAGAUCCAUCCAUCCAUCUAUCCAUCCAUCCAUCCAUCCAUCCAUCCAUC
This is a messenger RNA of Myxocyprinus asiaticus (Chinese sucker), 5690 nucleotides long. Its product is annotated as nuclear receptor subfamily 2 group F member 1-A. Gene Ontology annotation, biological process: anatomical structure development; negative regulation of transcription by RNA polymerase II; cell differentiation. Gene Ontology annotation, molecular function: zinc ion binding; RNA polymerase II cis-regulatory region sequence-specific DNA binding; nuclear receptor activity. NCBI's taxonomy places the organism in Eukaryota, Metazoa, Chordata, Actinopteri, Cypriniformes, Catostomidae. The record is from RefSeq and is a predicted model, not a curated record. The transcript is spliced from 3 exons. Bases 863 to 2098 code for a protein of 411 amino acids.